AUGCUUUCCACCCUCGCCCUCCGAGUGCGCCUGUCCCUUUCGCCCGUCACCACACCAUCUUCAGGAGCGACAGCACGCGCCAGAGAAUAUCCAGCUCCAAGGACCUCAACUUCACUGUACAUCUUUAUCAAGGGCAAGGUGCGGGCCACAUCAGCUGUAGGUCUAACAAAACUGAGCGAAAAUUCGCAUGUGCGCCGCGAGCAGCGACGCGCAGUGCAGCUGCACUUUACUCGAAAGACCAACACUUUUCUCGCGGACGCGUUGCAGCUCGCAUGUGGGAUCCUCUCUUACUUCCUUCGUUGUGUCAACGMCCUCAUCAMCUCMCCUUGCGCACACGACCGCCAUACCUAUCCACACCUCCGCCUUGGUGCAGACGUUGCAAUGUCGGAGAGCGACAAGCUGACGCUGGCGCGCGUGGCGUGGAUGCAGUCGAUCGUGUCGCACCGCAUCGUACCCGAGCGCUUUGCCAAGCACCUCUAUGCGCGCUGCUGUGCGGUGGCGCAGACGGCGUAUGAAGAAAGCACGUAUCGCGCCAUGAUGCAGGAAUCGUCGAGGCAUCUGUCGGUGCUGGAUCUGGAGCUGCGCACCGUCUCCGACCAGGCAACGGGCCAAGCCGUGCUGGCACUCGUCAACACCAAGCAAGACACGCUCAUCCAGGGCGCCACGCGCUACUCGCCACUCGAAAUCUCGUUAGUCAAGAAGCUCGUCGAGGAGAUCUUCAAGGCAAGAAGGGAUGCAUAUGCAAUUCCGGCCAUGGAGGCGGUCAGGCUCGGCAGCAAGUUGAGGACCCAUCUGACUAGGGAUGCCACCGAAGAGCUGCUCAGAAACUUGGUCGACCAUAAAUGGCUAGACUAUUCCUCGUCGCUGGUGGAGCUGCGCAACUAUCUGCAGAACGAGUUUGAGGAGCACUACAACACGUGUACGCACUGCAAGGAUGUGGUGACGCUGGGACUGGCAUGUUCGCAUGCAACACGCAGCUGUUCGGCGCGCUACCACAUGCACUGCGCGCGCAAUACUAUCGGCUCCGCUGUAAACGACGACGAAGCCCUGGCGCGAUUGACGGGCUUUCCGUGCCCCGUUUGUCGCCGCUCCUGGAAGUCCCGUCCCAUCGGCCCCAAGGCUCUAAGGCUUACGGAUCGCGAUACGCCCUUCAGCUCCCAGCCCGAACACUCACGAACCCAGCCCGCGCAAGACGACGACGACGAUUCCGACGCCGAAGUCGAUUCCCAACUCGCCUCGCUCGACGGCGAAGAAAGCCCGCAACAGGCUACCACCGUCAAGCCAGAACCAGCAACAACCCAACCCGCACGCCGCCAAAGCCAGCGUCGCCGCAUCGACGACAGCGACGACGACGAACAAGAUGUCAAACCCCGCCGACGCCUCCGCUAG
Messenger RNA from Moesziomyces antarcticus, 1389 nucleotides. RefSeq names its product non-structural maintenance of chromosomes element 1-like protein. The record is from RefSeq and is a predicted model, not a curated record. The transcript has 3 exons. The coding region runs from base 1 to 1389 and encodes 462 amino acids. Gene Ontology annotation, biological process: DNA damage tolerance; double-strand break repair via homologous recombination. Gene Ontology annotation, molecular function: ubiquitin-protein transferase activity. NCBI's taxonomy places the organism in Eukaryota, Fungi, Basidiomycota, Ustilaginomycetes, Ustilaginales, Ustilaginaceae. Gene Ontology annotation, cellular component: nucleus; Smc5-Smc6 complex.